Molecule: messenger RNA, 3756 nt
Organism: Cladocopium goreaui
Lineage: Eukaryota; Dinophyceae; Suessiales; Symbiodiniaceae
Source: the annotation of a GenBank genome assembly
ACAUCUAGAAAGUCCCACUGUAGCCAUCUGUAGCCUGGUGAAUCCUGUCAUGGCGAAAGUGCAGAUCAUGACCAGCUGGACCCGAACCUCCAAAACUGCGUCUGGCACCAUGGGGGCUGGCUAUGCCUUCCUGGCUGGGCCUUCCUCCCAUGGGCACGUGCCGGUGCCUGGAAGCACCUCGCAUACCGAGGCCUUGCUGAAGGCACUGGGAGAGGUCUUGGCCGACUUCCCCAAGGAUAUGGAGCUCGAAGUGGAGCUUACGCAUCUUUUGUGGGUAUUAACUUGCAAUCAUUUUGGCAGGGCACCAGUGGAUUUGAAGAAGGCGAUGACGUUCUUAGAGCCUUUGUUGGGCAGUUUGGUUUCAAAGCAGGUUGUUGCCCUAUUGAAGGAUGGAUUAUUGAGGCGGCGGGCUCACACCAGCUUCACAAUGUGUCACGAUGCAGGGCGUUACAUGACGAAAGAGAACUCAAAGAUGAGACCCCCAGGGGAGGUUGCAGCCAUGAGAAUUGAAGCCGUGAAGAACGGGUCCUUCGUGCUCCACCGAGCAGUUGGUCAGGAUGGCCAGAUGGAAAACGAGGAUCUCUUGGAAGUUCGCUGGCCUGGGAUCUUCGAAAACCGCUGCAUCGUUUUUCAGGAUCGGCUCAGAGACAUCACGCUGGAGGAAAUGAUGGGCCGGCAGAGCUGGGACGAUGCGUUGACCGCCCUGACGGGCAAAUCUUCUUCCUUCGACCCACAGGUGUUGGCCGCGGAGGAUCCAGGGAUUUUCUGGUCCUGCGUCAGACAUGCCAUUAUGACGUCAUGGUCUCCGGUGCUACGCCAAGGGCGUGAGGAAGGCUGGAAGCUGCGCGGGAAGGUGCAAGCAACGGCAGGGUCGAUGGACGUGGAGUUUCCCGGGCAAGAACGCGAGGAGGUGGCGAUGGCUGCUUUAGUGGAGGUCCUCGGCCUGCUUCCUAAGUUACCGGGGCAUCGAAGUGGUUUGGAGGUACAAAUCAUCGGCAAUGAGCGAGAGAAGGGCUCAGUGGCGGCCAUGGAAAAGUUGGAAAGCUUCAUGAACUUGCCCAAAUCUAAGCAGGAGGAGAUUGUUGCGAAGGAUCAGGAAAUCAAGGCCAAGCACGAGAAGAAGGAGGCCAAGAGGCGAGAAAAAGGUCGGCCAGCAGCUGAUUUUCAGCUCACUGGGCAGGAGCGUUGCUGCUGGAGCUGUGGCAACGUUGAGCAAGCUGGUCGACAGUUGUGUCAGUGCAUCCUAUGUAAAGGCUUCUUGUGUUCAGCUCCGUCCUGUUGCAGCCUUCAUUCUGGCUUCUGCUUUGGGAGGGAUGGUGAGCCGGAGUGUGAGGAUGAUACAUCUCACGAUGGCGUGGUCGAGUGCGUUGUCCUGCCCGUUGACCAGCGUAUCAAGCCUUAUCCGCGACCCCUGCCCAAAUCGAAGGCAGCAGCUGAGCGAGCUCUGCGUCAGAUUCUCCGGUGCGAGUCUCUGACCCCGCUGACCCCGCUGCGUGCUUUUCAGCAUGGCUGGAGUGAUCCUUUGGAUGAUGGUUCAAGGAUCUCUCAGAAAGGCUUGUAUCUAGUACAAGCUGGUUUGACUGGAAACCUGAAAGGCGCAGAAGCUUCCAUCUACGGGCUCACGAGCGCAUCCGGAAUGAAGCUGAAUGGCCAGAAAGGACAACUUGGCACGUACCAUUCGGAUCGCGACCGCUGGGAAGUCAUGUUGGCAGGCCAGCAGCAAGCAAAACUGUUGAAACCCACCAACUUGCGAUGUGAUUCCAGCCUUCUGGCCCCUCAAAAUCUGCGAGCUUCUACCAUUCUGACGAGUCUGUUUGACAACACCACAUUCAGUGGUCAUCCUAUGCCAAUGCCAGGACCGGUUGACAACCGAGUGGUUUUGGGGGAUGAGAAGUUGGGUGUUCAAGCACGUGGAGAUGUGUGGGUAGUGAAAGUGAAUGGCGAAUUUCAUUCCUCUGCUGGCUUGAAACCCUUCACCUUCGCAGAAUUUGAGUUGCUUUGGGGGAUCUUCCAAUUCAUGCCGAUGCCUGUAGCUGCGGGGACGCCCUUCGGCAUGGGGACGGUGAUAAGGAAGACCCCUGAGUAUGAGACGUGGCUGGGGCAAACCAUGCGCGCAGCGCUGUUUGGCGACGAAGCCGAUGAUUCAGACGAGGAGGACCGGGAUUUCCUGGAGACCUGGGACUGGUCUCAGGCAGAGGCAGAAGAAGAGCCGGAGCCCAUGGUGGGUGCCAGGGUGCAACUGCAUGGAUUGGAGACUGCCCAGCAGUACAAUGGGGCAGAUGGUCGGGUUGUAGGCACAGCUGGCGAGCGAUUCGAGGUCAGGUUGGACAGCCCUUUGGACAAGACCAUCAGGGUUUUGCCGAAGAAUAUGAUACUGUUGCGCGCCAGACCCAAUGAAGCACAGGGCUGCACUGACUCAGCACUCAGUGAAGUGCCUGAAGUUCCUGAACAAACACUUCAACAGAUAGAGACUUUGCCCGCGUCCCCCAGUGAGAGAGUCCCAGGCUCCCAGCUUUUCAUUGCGCCCUGUGACCUGUUCUUUUGCCAAGAUUCCAUCAGCAUCAAGUUCCGCAACGGGAUCAGCAUUCGUGACACGCUUGGCCAGCUGCUUUCUCGUGAGAUCCGGAAGCGAGACGUGGAAAUGAUGCGGGUCGCCAUCCACCAAGGUCGGCCGUAUUGUCUCAGCAAUCGACGCCUGGCGCUGUACCGACUACUGCAGCAAGCUGCGCGGUGCAGACGAGUCAAGGUGCACAUUGUCAGUGAAGAUGUGGAGUUUCGCCGCAAAUAUACCACCCAGUGCCAGGGAGAGCGGGUCUUGAUCCGCGAAACCUCUGAAGUGGUUGGCCGAACGGCCGAAGACACAACUUUCCGGCGCGCAGCCGUGGGGCCGUGAGGCAAUUUUUCCAUCAUUUUCAAAUUGAUUUGGUUAGAGUCCGGCAGCUCUAGAAAGAAGAGGAGCGUUUGAGUGACAGCCUUGAGGAUGGAUUGGGUUUUGAGUUCUUCCUUAUUUUCCCAGGAUUUUUGGACAAAACCGAUAUACGGAUAUACGGAAACUGUUGAUUUUAUUCGUAAUAUGUUUCCACACUUGGCCAGAGUCAAGAUCCACUAUGGAUUUUAAUGCUCGAACUGGCCAAGUCGAACUGGGUUGAGUCAGUUGAGGCAAACAUACAGUAAGCUAUUGUUUUGACUCUCAAAAGAAUGGGGUUUCCUGCACAUUUCCUAAAAAAGACACCUCUGAAACAAAUAUACACAAGACUGAGUGAAGCAGAUGAACCAUUUUCACUUCUGGGACGUGGGAACAUAGAACUGAAGAAGGCAAUGAUAGAGCCCCCCAAAAAGAUAGAACAAAUGAAUACAAAUCACUCCGAACAAGAGAGGAAAUUUCUCCUACUAACCUUACUAAACGAUAGUGGUAUAUCCAGCCUUUUUGAAAUCUCUUGGGGCUUUACAUCGAUACCAUCAGGUGCUCCCCAUUUCACCCGUCGCAGGCCGCCGCGCGGGCGGCGGAGGAGAACUUGAUCGUUUUCGCGGAGACGGGGGCGGGGAAGACCAUGGUGGCAGAGCUGGCCAUCAAGGUGGCGCGCCGGCACGGUACAGUAGUAGAAAGCACAGCAAAGAGAAUAAAAUGUCGCCUGCCAGCUUCCAUCGACCACAAGUCAUGAACGGCCGGCAACAUCAGCGGUACAAAGAGUUCAAACAAUCCAAAUACUCCAAGAAAAGGGCCAUGUGUGAUUUUUGUCAACAUUCCCCUAUGAC